AUGCUUUGUUUUCCAGUCAAUAUUCCCAAAACAACAAAAGGAUAUCUUUCUAUGAUGUUGCGCCGUGUGUUUUGUCUUUUGACUUUGCUGCUAAGUGUGGCAUGUGUUUCUGCGGUGGUUGAAGGGACUACAGCUCAGCUUUCUCAGACUUCCCAGACUACUAUUCCUGGGGCACCAGCAGCACCUUCACUUGGUCAGUCUUCUCAGUCUCUUCAGCCUCCUGGUACUGGUGCUCUUCCUUUGCAUCCUCAGUCUCCUGGUACUGUUUCUGCACCUCCUUCUGGCGUACCUUUUCAACCAUUACCACCACAAUUACCACUGCCACUACCAGGAAGUGGUGGUGAUGAUGCUUGUGCUAAUGGUGGUUCUUUUGAAGAGCUUUUGAAAUGUCUUCAUAAACAUGAGGGAACUAAUCCUUCUGCAGCUGGGAAUGGUACUGCCGCACCUCCUGUUUCUCAUCCCCUAAAGCCUGGAAAUGGUGUGGUUGGAACUGGAGAUGGUACUUCACAAGAUCCCGAACAGAGUGAGCCCAGCAAUGCAACGGCGGAAAAUACAUCUAACCGGGAAAGUUCAGGCACAGAAUCCUCUUCUUCAACAUCUGCUGAAACUCCUGCCACACCUUCACAGAACAAUGGGGAGUCAAAAGAACCUGAAACUGAAAAUGCUAGGAAUGAAAGUACAUCUUCAGAGGGUAAUUCAUCAAGCAGCCAAGGUGAUUUGAGAAAUGCAGACACCAACACCAACACCACCAAUUCAAUUCCUCCUGUACCUGCAGGGAACAAAAUACCAAAUUUAAUGGUUGAUGCAGACAGCAGCAGUAUGAGUUCUGUGUGGAUGCGUGUGCCACUACUGAUUGUGGUAGCACUGGCCUGUAUUCUUGUGUGCUAA
Molecule: messenger RNA, 888 nt
Organism: Trypanosoma theileri
Lineage: Eukaryota; Euglenozoa; Kinetoplastea; Trypanosomatida; Trypanosomatidae
Exons: 1
Coding region: 1-888 (295 amino acids)
Source: RefSeq, a predicted model, not a curated record